This is a messenger RNA of Lates calcarifer (barramundi perch), 4848 nucleotides long. Its product is annotated as glycine receptor subunit alpha-4-like. Gene Ontology annotation, cellular component: plasma membrane; synapse; neuron projection. NCBI's taxonomy places the organism in Eukaryota, Metazoa, Chordata, Actinopteri, Centropomidae. Gene Ontology annotation, biological process: chloride transmembrane transport; nervous system process; regulation of membrane potential. The record is from RefSeq and is a predicted model, not a curated record. The transcript is spliced from 8 exons. Gene Ontology annotation, molecular function: chloride channel activity; transmitter-gated monoatomic ion channel activity; transmembrane signaling receptor activity. The coding region runs from base 308 to 1438 and encodes 376 amino acids.
CUAAGAUUAAAUUACAGAGGAAAAAAUCAAAUUAUUUUAUUUCUUAUUUGACUGUCUGAACCAGGUCUCUGUUAUAAGAUAUUUAAGAACAGUUUAAUAUAUCUAAUCUGAGUGCUGUGCAGUAUAUGACACCUAUGAAACAAAAUAUGCAUGGAAAAUCAAAACUCUCAUAGGUAAAAUGUUAGAUAUUGUACAUCUGUAGAAUAGGAUAAUUACAGGUUUUAAAUAUUAAGUCAAGGGGGGGGAAGUGUCAGUGCAUCCAGAGUUUGUUCUCCUGUCACCUGGCAGGUCUGUGCUCUGUAAGGAGAUGAAGUUACCCAGCAGGGCAGCCAAGCCUCCCUCUCCAUCUGACUUUCUGGACAAACUGAUGGGACGCACAUCUGGUUACGACGCCCGCAUCAGACCAAACUUCAAAGGUCCUCCUGUCAACGUCACUUGUAACAUCUUCAUCAACAGCUUCGGAUCCAUCACUGAAACAACUAUGGACUAUCGCCUCAAUGUAUUUCUGAGACAACAGUGGAAUGACCCUCGGCUGGCCUAUAAGGAGUAUCCAGAUGACUCUCUGGACCUGGACCCCUCAAUGUUGGACUCCAUUUGGAAACCUGACUUGUUCUUCGCAAAUGAAAAGGGAGCAAACUUCCACGAGGUUACAACAGACAACAAACUGCUGAGGAUAUUCCAGAAUGGAAAUGUCCUCUACAGCAUCAGGCUGACGCUUACUCUCUCCUGUCCCAUGGAUCUGAAAAACUUUCCCAUGGACAGCCAGACGUGCAUCAUGCAGCUUGAAAGCUUUGGCUACACCAUGAAUGAUCUCAUUUUUGAAUGGCUGGAUGUGGGAGCGGUGCAGGUGGCUGAUGAUCUGACACUCCCUCAGUUCGUGCUGAAAGAGGAGAAAGGCCUCGGCUACUGCACCAAGCACUACAACACAGGUAAAUUCACUUGCAUUGAGGUCAAAUUCUACCUGGAGCGUCAAAUGGGAUACUACCUGAUCCAGAUGUACAUACCGAGCCUGCUCACUGUAAUCCUGUCCUGGGUGUCGUUCUGGAUCAACAUGGAUGCGGCUCCUGCCAGAGUGGGACUGGGCAUCACUACGGUGCUCACCAUGACGACGCAGAGUUCUGGCUCCAGGGCCUCUCUGCCAAAGGUGUCUUAUGUGAAAGCCAUAGACAUAUGGAUGGCAGUUUGUCUUCUCUUUGUGUUUGCUGCACUGCUGGAGUAUGCGGCCGUUAAUUUUGUCUCACGCCAGCACAAGGAGUUCUUCAGACUGAGGAAAAAGCUCAAAGAGCAACAGCGGCAGAGAGCUCAGGGAAGUGGUGACAGUAAGGUGAAAGGAAACAACAUGUCAGGCAACAGUGCUUCUCAUGGGAACCUAGCACAGCAGUGCAGUGCCUGUGCCAGGGUAUGUCCUGUUGCUUUGUUCAAGUUAAACACCAGCUGAUCACUGACAUCAGUUAAGCUGUGUGAUUCUCAAUGAGAGCAGAUGGUUAUUCUGUGCUGUGUCUUUUUCUUCCAGGAGGAGGAACUGGCACAGCAGGGCUUGCUCUUCCAGAGUUUUGGACUUGCUCUGUCAACAGGAAGUGCGGCGGAAAUGGAUGCAACGCCAGUCUUUGCCGAUUUACCUCCUGGUUUAGGUUUCUAUGACAUACGCAGGCGCUUUGUGGAUCGGGCUAAAAGAAUUGACACCAUCUCCCGAGCUGUUUUCCCCAUGAGUUUCCUCAUGUUUAACGUCCUGUACUGGCUUACCUACAAAGUUCUACGGCAUGAAGACCUUCUAGCCACACUGUGACAGCACAACAGCUGAGGACCAUAACAACACUGGAUACCUUUAAUUCGCUCUCUUCACUGAAACAUUUACAAGCUGAGAGUCCUCAGCUGAGCUGUGCGAGAUACGUUGUGACUGCAUGUUCAGGGUCAUUGGGAAAGUCAAUGACACGGAAGACUUGGUUUCUUUAAUUUUUCAAUACUUCCAAAGAAAUGCACUUUUUAUUGGCACUGAUGCUUUAUACAUUACACGUCAGUGUACAGUAUGUGUGUACAGUUGGCAUCUUAACUAUAUCAUCUCACUUUUUUAAAAACAUUCCUGUAUGUGCAUUUACUGUUGUUUAACAUGCAUUUGGACUGCAGCACAUCUUUGCUGGACCAACUUUAUUUUUAUAUGUACUAAUUUCACUGCUGCCAUGGUCAAGAGUGUGCCAAGCCAUAAAUUUCAUAUCACAGAGACUAAGUAUAUAGUAUAUCAGUACAAGUAGGAAUUACACUUGUGUCUCUCACCUCAACUUUGCUUUAGAGGCCCAGGGAAUACAGUAAUUAAACAUUUAGUUUCUUUGUAAGCUGUAGACUUGUAGGAUUGAAUGCUAUUUUUAUGACAUGAGUAUUUUAUCUAAAAUAAUCAGUUCAAUUGCAUUUGGAACCGCAAUGAAGACUGGGAUAAUCUGUUGUUGAAAUGUGUUUCAAAUUUAAAGUAAAGCAUUUAAUGCCCAGAGAAAUAAAGGAUACACUGUCAAAAGAUUUUUAGAUGUCACUGUAUACUGAUAUAAUGGCAUGGCACGAAGUUCAGUUCAAGUCUUAAAUUUGAAACUUGCAUAUUGGCAAGAAAUUUAUAUUCAAUUCUUCAACAAGAGUAACAGCAAGUUCAUAGAAUUUAAAUGAUGAAAUGUGGCAAUAUUAGAUAAUAAGUUCUGUGUGUGUAACAUUCCUAUUAGUUUCUAUUCACAAUAAAACCAGUAAAAAUAUCCAUGUUAAAUAUAUCAUUUUAACAAUCAGGUUUAAUUCAGUUUGUUUUGCCUGGUAGUGGGAAUGGCUUAUUGGACUGCAAAGAGCAGUUAUCAAAACAUAUUACUAGUGUCAAAUUCCUCUCAGUUCUGCACUACAGGUGUUGUACUAGCCCAAUUAAGUUACACACUGAGAAUAAAUUUUCUCUGUGUAUUUCAUUAUAAGAGACAUAUAUGUCUCUGAAACUCCUUGUUAUUUGACCUCAAUAUAAAAUAAAGAAAUGCUUUAAUUCGAAAUACUGAACGCAUCAGUGUAAUUUUUUUUUUCACUUAGCAAAUGCAACAGUGUGCCAGGAUCCAAACCCAAGGAUUUCACUUAAUUUGUACACUUACACUACACAAAAUUUCAAAUUAUGUCUAUCUGAGGCCAGCAGCAUCUAAUCAGCACUGAACUUGUUUUCAUUGUAUUGUCAUCCCUGUAUUUGUCGUCCCUCUAAUACGUCUCUCAGUUAAGGUUAUCCUGCUUUCAUGUGCUAAAUGUGCAAAAUGCCACUGCAAUAACUGCUGCUUGAGUUGUGCCCACGACUGAAGCUCAGCACCUCACACUACAUGGUUUUUUUUUUUUUUUUUAACAUAAUGCUGGAUUAGCAUUUCUGUGUGCAUAUGCCUAGAGACUCUCUUCAUCUCUGGAAAUCUAGUCUCAUUUUAAAAAUAAAUCUAAAUGAAACUGUCAUAUUUAAUUUAAUAGUAGCUGUCACAUGCAUAUAUAGUACGAGAAGCAGAGCUGCAUACAUCAUCACUAUGAGCCCAAGAUGGGUGCUUUUUUUAAAUAGCAGUAAGGUUUUUUUUUUAAGUUUUCUUUUCCUAUUUUUAUAGCUGUUGAAGUGAAUACAUAUAUCAUUAAAGAAAUUGUCCCACAUAAUAAAAUUCAUCUUGAAAAAUGCAAAAUACAUCUUGAUCUUAAUAAUUUGUUCUGACACAUUGAGCUUGUUUUCCUCAGUCACGUAAGAUGGACAGGCUAACCAGAGUUUAGCCCACACCAGACACAGGGACAGAAACUCAAGAACUUUAGACAGUUUGUUACACCUAUACAACUACUUUGUUGUGAGUGCAAAAUUAAUUUUUCAACUUGCACUGCAUCUCUGGUAUAUAUACAAAAGACUAUAUGUCUCCCACAAGAGGGAGCUGUUGAUUCUAUUAUGUCCUAUGUGAGCAAUGAUGCCACCUUUGACAACUGUAGCCCAUAUUACACAGGAUAUGAGACUUCAGUUUUCACUCAGCCCCUGGUAAGAGUCUUGUGUUGUUUGUUACAUGUGGAAUUACUAAAUUAAAUUUUCAUUUGUUUUUUUUUUUUAUUUAUCAUGUGUGAUAUUAACUGGCAAGUUGCCCUAUCCCAAGUGAUUAGUUACUUGCCCAAGAUUUAAAAGUCUAACAUAAUAAUAGCUCUUAUUUCCUUCAUUUUUGAGUGAAGAUUUAAAUUGCUACAUGAUCUGCAAAUGUCAUCUUAUACACAAAGUGAGUUAAUUCCUCUGAUACAACCUAAAACCUAGUGGUAUUACUCUGUUUAACUUGUCAAACACAAGCAAUAAAGCCAGAUCAACAUGGUAAAUGAUGGUGAUUUCACUCACUUAGUCGUGUCAAAGGACAGAAAAUGACUCUGCCCACUACUCCAUCCAAACACUUACUGAGGAUAAGUGCAAAAAUCUUUGAUAAAUGCACAUUAGAUUUAUUCAUCCUCUGUUUAUGUUUGGCAAGGAACACUUUCCAAGUGACACCCUCCAUGUUUUUUGGAAGCAGGCAGAGGGGAUCAGAUAGAAGUGGAGAGGAAUACUGGCUACAUUAAUAUGUGUGAGGUGGAAUUUGUGAUAAGAUAUAAACCUGAGCAAGCAAGAUACAUAGCAUAGAAAAUAUGUCACACAAGAAUAUUUGCAAGUUUAAGUAUGCAAAAAUGCGUCAUGCAUAUUGUACAUUACUUAUUCAUGUGCACAUCCGUACUAAUUAUAGUGAUCAUUUUUGCUAAUUUUGGCACCAAUACAAGAGAAGAGCAACAGGAACAUUGCUCUAUUUUUCAUGCGACAUGUGGUAAUAUACUUUCAAAUUAAUCUGAAGUACUGAAUUUGCAUUAGAUUGGUUUUCC